UUGUGGCAUUCAAUUUGAAAAUUCAUUAAUAACUCUCUAAACAAUUAAUACUAAUUGAAUUGACAAUGUCUGCACGACACGUCUUAUUGCAAAUUUCUUUUUGCAUCGUCAUUCUGAAUAUUUUUGCACAAGGUGCGAAAUUAUCUCCAACCAAGCCAGUCAAAACGAUUCGGAUUUCCCCGACCAGCAGCAGUUACACGGUCAACCACCUGACCAAUUACGAAGUUCCAGAACUGCGCCAAAACUCGAAAUCUUUGUACGCAUGUAACAGUACGGAAACUCCGAACGUGUCGUUCCCCCAGGAAGGUGCCGUUGGGGAAGUAGUCUUCCUAAACUUGAACGGUUGCAGUUCCGUGACAGAUGACGAAUGUACUUAUGACGUCUAUGGCGAACAGAAUUUCACUUAUCAAAUGGUCUUCAAGGCUGGUGGAGUUUCCCAAGUCCCUCGUUUCAGGACGGAAGGGUCCUACACCUACUGCGGCCCGAUUGUCUGCCUUAACCUCUGGUUUGACUUGAUCCGAUCGCCGAUCGAAUUCCCGUUCAAUCUCACGGCUGGUGAAUACUAUGGCAUUAACUAUGUCGGAUUUCUUGAGGGGAACCAAUUUGACGAGCCAUCCUUCACCUUCGAGACCUGGGCGGCCGUGGGUGAUUACGAAUGUUCCCCGCCAGAAUAUGACCUUUUAGUUGACGAUCAGCUGAUCGGGGCAGGCAUCCAGUAUGACGAGUGUCCCCCGGGAGACUGUUUCUGUGACGAGGGCAAAAUCGGGGCUAAAAUGACGGAAGAUUUUUCAAAUAUGGAGACCUGUUUCAAAACCAGGAUCACGUAUCAUAAUAACUGAUCCCAGAAUGGGUUCGGUUUAUGAUCCCGGUUAUCAAGAAAUUUUGCUUCAAUUUUAUGUAUGAAGUUAGUAAGAAUUCGCCAAUUCUUAACCAAAAAUUAUAGCGUUAAUGAAUUCUACACGAAACAUUGACACAUUUGUAAUUUUAAUAAAAUCUAAAUUACC
Molecule: messenger RNA, 1004 nt
Organism: Folsomia candida
Lineage: Eukaryota; Metazoa; Arthropoda; Collembola; Entomobryomorpha; Isotomidae
Exons: 4
Coding region: 66-839 (257 amino acids)
Source: RefSeq, a predicted model, not a curated record